Messenger RNA from Ostrinia furnacalis (Asian corn borer), 1492 nucleotides. RefSeq names its product vegetative cell wall protein gp1-like. The coding region runs from base 1 to 1137 and encodes 378 amino acids. The transcript is spliced from 7 exons. The record is from RefSeq and is a predicted model, not a curated record. Lineage: Eukaryota; Metazoa; Arthropoda; Insecta; Lepidoptera; Crambidae.
AUGUGUGGUGUGAAAACAACUAAAGAGUUGUUAGAAGAGAUCCAGUCGCGCGGCGCCUCAGCGCCCGCGCCCGCCGCGCCGCCCGAGUCCGUUGACAACGACGUCAUGCUCGUGGAGCCGGCGCCCUGCCCCAUCAAGGCGGACUCCCCUCUCCGCAACGGGGGCUCCCCCUCCCCGCCCGGCUCCCCCUUCGUCCCGCUCGAAGACGAGCGAGAAUACAGCGAGUGCACGUGCGGCGAGGAGCCGUCGCCGCGCUGUCCCGCCGCCGCCGCCGCGCGAGUGAGGCCGCACCACGUGACGGCGCUACACCACGCCUACCUGCCUGGGGUCAAUGGCACCAGGGCUCCGCUGUACCCGCACAAGUUCGCGGUGCGCGCGGCGGCGCGGGCGGACGACCCGUCGCUGUUCGCGUCCGUCGUCCCGCUGUACAACUACUCCGACUACGCCGACGACUACUGCGCUAAGAACAUGUACAAGGUGCCGAUCUGCGAGAGCAUACCAAUGUGUACGUUUGCGCCGCCGCCGCUGUCGCCGCCGCCGCCGCCGUCGCCGCCGCCGCCGCGGCCCUACCCGCUCGACCCCGACCCCGAUGCCCCGGGGAAAGGGGAGGGGGAGGAGAUGGACGUCGACCGCAGUCCGGAGAAGUGCCUUCUUGAGGAGACCUCGCCAAUAAAGUACGAGUCGAUCAAGAUCGAGCCGGAAGCGGUGGGCGCUCCGCCCUUAGAGCCGAGCGAGCGGCUGAAGGCCCCUCUGCUGGCCCCCGACGAGGCCCCCGCGGCCCCCGACCCCCCGGCCUGCCCCCCGCCAGCCAACCAGCCCCCCGCACACAGAACCGUCGAGAAGACGAAAGAAGAGCCCGAGUUAGACGGUCGCGCGUUGUACGACCAGUGUCGCCGCGCGAUCGAUUCAAUACCCUACGAUUACGCGCAGUUAAGAACAGCUCCGGAGAUAACGCUGCCUGUAGGAGUGGACAAUGAGGAGGAGGCCCAGGCGAUGGUGGAUAAUGAAUUGGAAGCGGAGAGGGAGGAUGAAAGGGACGAAUUGGGGAGGCCGGUGCGCCCGCGACGCUUCGCCGAGUGGCACGAGUGUGCUCGACUGGGGGGCCUGGUGGCGCUGCCUUAUGUCGUCAUCGACUGACGGCCCGGCCCCGCCCUACGUCAUCGACUGACGGCCCGGCCCCGCCCUACGUCGUCGACUGACGGCCCGGCCCCGCCCUACGUCAUCGACUGACGGCCCGGCCCCGCCCUACGUCAUCGACUGACGACCCGGCCCCGCCCUACGUCAUCGACUGACGACCCGGCCCCGCCCUACGUCAUCGACUGAGGCCGGCCCCGCCCCGCCCAUGUGAUUUGCUCAAUGUGAUGUGAUUAAGUUAGCCGUAAGCCCCGAAGUGAUUAUUGUGAUUGUUCGUUUGCAGUUCUUGGUUUUUGUUUUGUGACGUUACCGGAAUUCGAUGAGCUUGAAAUACAAGGUUAUAGUUAGAAUGUAUGAA